This is a messenger RNA of Naumovozyma dairenensis CBS 421, 450 nucleotides long. RefSeq names its product import motor complex subunit PAM16 (gene PAM16). Gene Ontology annotation, cellular component: TIM23 mitochondrial import inner membrane translocase complex. NCBI's taxonomy places the organism in Eukaryota, Fungi, Ascomycota, Saccharomycetes, Saccharomycetales, Saccharomycetaceae. The record is from RefSeq and is a predicted model, not a curated record. The transcript has a single exon. Bases 1 to 450 code for a protein of 149 amino acids. Gene Ontology annotation, biological process: protein import into mitochondrial matrix.
AUGGCUCAUAGGGCGUUUGUACAAGUGAUAAUAACGGGUGCUCAAGUAUUCGGGAAGGCAUUCGGUGAAGCCUACAGACAAGCUGCCGCUCAAUCGGUUAAGCAAGGUGCUUCCAAUGCUGCAAGAGGGCGUACUGGGAGGAAAGCGGAAUAUGGUGGCAUUACGUUGGAUGAAAGUUGUAAGAUUUUGAACGUGGAGGAUACGGCUAAUUUGAAACCAGAGAAGAUCAAUGAACGAUUUAAGUAUCUUUUCGAGAUAAAUGAUAAGGAUAAAGGUGGGAGUUUCUAUUUGCAAAGUAAGAUAUAUAGAGCUGCUGAAAGGCUCAAAUGGGAAAUCGCAGAAAGAGAAAGGUUGGAGAAUGAAAAGAAGCAAGAGCAACAGCAAGGACAGGCAGAUACAAAUGCUUCUACGGCGAACAAUUCGAAAGAGGAUCAACCGCCUAAGGAAUAG